Molecule: messenger RNA, 2299 nt
Organism: Acanthochromis polyacanthus (spiny chromis)
Lineage: Eukaryota; Metazoa; Chordata; Actinopteri; Pomacentridae
Gene: mapkapk3
Product: MAPK activated protein kinase 3
Exons: 10
Coding region: 379-1605 (408 amino acids)
Biological process (GO): response to cytokine; peptidyl-serine phosphorylation; intracellular signal transduction
Cellular component (GO): cytoplasm; nucleus
Molecular function (GO): ATP binding; mitogen-activated protein kinase binding; calcium/calmodulin-dependent protein kinase activity
Source: RefSeq, a predicted model, not a curated record
CAUGUGAACACAGCCAAAGGACGCACUGAGAUCACCGGAGUCAGCAGAGAACCGUCUGACAGACAUCUGACUAGAUUUUACUAGAUUUUCAUUCUUGUGAACAAAAUUGUAUUUUCUGAAGCUUUCACCCGAAAAGUUGACAGCGAAAUUUUGAAAUAACAAAGAAGAUAGGCGAAUAUUUUAAGAAAAUAAUUUUGUUGAAAUAAAUAUAUUGUCUUGAGUUCUGUCAGAGACUGUGGAGUCCCGGACAGGCGGAUGCGUUAGUGGUCUCCAACCUCUUUUACCCAGUGACCAGAGGGCGACAGGAGUCAUCCCACUACUUUGGUGACUUACUCACGCUUUCCCCUCCUGAGCUGCUGACAAGAAGUCGGUGUGAACAUGCUUCAAAAUGGAAACGGAAAGGAGAAAGCGCCAAAGGCUGAGGAGGAAGAGACGGACUCGCCGCCGUCUGUCAACCCCAAACAGCCGCAGCAGUGCGCUCCUCCGGGCGCCGACAAGAAGGACGCGGAGCCCACACACUUCUCCGUGCCCGCUUAUCCCAAACUGGACAUUAAACGCAACGCUGUGACGGACGAUUAUAAGAUCUCCACUCAGGUUCUGGGUUUGGGGAUCAAUGGCAAAGUGCUGGAGUGUUUCAAUAAGAAGACUGGACAGAAGUGCGCACUGAAGAUACUCUACGACAGUCCCAAAGCGAGACGAGAGGUGGAGCUUCACUGGAGGGUGUCUGCGGGGCCCUACAUUGUUCGGAUCCUGAGCCUGUAUGAAAACAUGCAUCAUGGGAAGAAGUGUCUGCUCAUCGUCAUGGAGUGUAUGGAGGGAGGAGAGCUGUUCAGCAGAAUCCAGGCCAGAGGAGAUCAGGCCUUUACUGAGAAAGAGGCGUCUGAGAUUAUGAGGGACAUCGGCACGGCCAUCGACUUUCUCCACAACAUUAACAUCGCGCACAGAGACAUCAAGCCAGAGAACCUGCUGUACACCACUAAAGAGAGAAACGGGGUCCUGAAACUGACAGACUUUGGCUUCGCUAAGGAGACCACACUACACAACCCUCUGCAGACGCCCUGCUACACACCGUAUUAUGUGGCUCCUGAGGUUUUGGGUCCGGAGAAAUAUGACAAGUCAUGUGACAUGUGGUCUCUGGGCGUCAUCAUGUACAUCCUGUUGUGUGGUUUCCCUCCGUUUUAUUCCAACACAGGCCAGGCCAUUUCUCCAGGGAUGAAGAGGAGGAUAAGAAUGGGCCAGUAUGAAUUCCCUAAUCCAGAGUGGGCUGAGGUGUCUCAGGAAGCAAAAGAUUUGAUCCACCAGCUGCUGAAAACAGACCCCAACGAGAGAAUGACCAUCACUCAGUUUAUGAACCACCCCUGGAUCAAUCAGUCCAUGGUGGUUCCCUCCACUCCACUCCACACCACCCGGGUCCUGACUGAAGACAGAGAGAUGUGGGAGGAUGUAAAGGAGGAGAUGACCAGCGCUUUAGCCACCAUGCGUGUGGACUACGACCAGGUGAAGAUCAAGGAUCUCGACACGUCCAGCAACCCACUGCUCAACAAGAGGCGCAAGAAGGCGGCUGCAGGCGCCAAGGGUGGCUCCACGGUCUGCCAGAGUCAGUGAGACCAAGAAGGCAGAACAACGAAUGACAAAGAAAAGAAGCUAGAAAAAUUAUUUAGAGAGCUGCUCCGGACUCCUGAGAGACUGGACGCUAAGGAAGUCUUCUCUGGAAUAAAGGGACAAUACUGGAGCACCAGUGUCGAAGCUGGACGUUCAUAGGACAUAACAAGACAUGAUAUCACCCGUUUCUUGUCAGUAGAAAUCAACAGCUCUGCUCACUGUGGGCCUGUCCGUCAAUUAUUUUAUACAUGUUUGUACUUUUUAGAACUUGCCUGUUUGUGUGUGUGUGUGUGUGUGCGUGUGUGUGCAGACAUGAAGCAUUUGCAGUAGUAAUCUUUUGUUGAAUCCCUGGAGCUUCAGAGAAAGUAAGUCUCUUUGGUUCUUAAAGACGUUUCACCUCUCAUUCAAGAGACUUCUUCAGUUCUAACUGACUGAUGGGGAGUUUCUGAUGUUUAUAACUCACACGGCUAAUUUGUUUAAUCCUCGACUGCCUGUUUGAGGUCUCCUUUGCAACUAUGCACCAGUGUGCAGACCACACACAGACAAAGAAACCAACUGCAGACAGACUGUGAAACUACAACACUUUGUUUUUGAUUGUGCUGUCUUAAUCUUGUCUUUCUGUCGCUUCCUUCCUUCCUUUCAGGGUCAAAUCAAAAUCAAACACUUUCUUGUUAAUAAAAUGUAGCCUCUGUAAUGA